AUGAUCAUCUUCGUUCGAGGUUCCCGUGCGUGUUGUCCAAGACAAGCUGGCGAACAAAGCAUGACUACCUCAAAUCCUAUCCCUUCUAUUCCUUCCGAAUUCGAUGAUAAGGUUGAUAAUGCUGAUGCUGACCUCCCUUCCGGACACGUAUGGGCAUAUCCAUGCAAGCUUCCUUCGUGUCCCGACUACGGCAAGUCCUGGGUCCUUCGAAGCAACUCCAUCUGCAGGAGCAAUAUGCACACAAAAUAA
Molecule: messenger RNA, 249 nt
Organism: Penicillium malachiteum
Lineage: Eukaryota; Fungi; Ascomycota; Eurotiomycetes; Eurotiales; Aspergillaceae
Exons: 2
Coding region: 1-249 (82 amino acids)
Source: RefSeq, a predicted model, not a curated record